This is a messenger RNA of Pediculus humanus corporis (human body louse), 1428 nucleotides long. RefSeq names its product odorant receptor, putative. Gene Ontology annotation, biological process: sensory perception of smell; detection of chemical stimulus involved in sensory perception of smell. Gene Ontology annotation, molecular function: odorant binding; olfactory receptor activity. The record is from RefSeq and is a predicted model, not a curated record. Lineage: Eukaryota; Metazoa; Arthropoda; Insecta; Psocodea; Pediculidae. Gene Ontology annotation, cellular component: plasma membrane. The coding region runs from base 1 to 1428 and encodes 475 amino acids. The transcript has 9 exons.
AUGGGAAAGUACAAACCUCACGGAUUGGUUGCGGAUCUUUGGCCAAACGUACGUUUAAUGCAAUUAUCAGGACAUUUUUUAUUCGAGUAUCACGAUAAUAAUUCUGCUAUUAAUGUACUUGCGAGAAAAAUUUACUCUUGGGUUCAUUUGGUAUUAAUAUUAAUAAAUUAUUCGGCCAUAAUUGCAAAUCUUGCUAUGGAAUCCGAUGAUGUAAAUGCUCUUGCUGCUAAUUCCAUAACAGUUUUGUUUUUUGCUCAUUGCGUAACAAAAUUUUUACAUUUCGCAAUAAGAAGACAAAAAUUUUACAGAGUUCUCGGAACGUGGGAUACGCAAAACAGUCAUCCGUUGUUUGCUGAAAGUCACGCCAGACACAGAGCAUUAGCCAUAAGAAAAUCUAGAAAACUUUUAAUGAUAGCCGUUGUGGGUACUCUUAUGACGAUAGUCGGUUGGACGGGGUCGACAUUUUUCGGAGAGAGUACAAAGACAAUUUCGGAUCCGGAAAGUGGAAAUCAAACCAUCACCGUCGAAAUUCCUAGACUUAUGCUUAGAGCUUGGUAUCCUUGGGAUUCUUCCAGUAGUUCCUAUUAUCUCUUAACUUUUUUGUUUCAACUGUAUUGGAUAAUUUUUACUCUAUUUCAUUCAAAUUUAGUUGAUAUUUUAUUUUGCUCCUGGCUGAUAUUUGCUUGUGAGCAACUUCUUCACGUCAAAGAAAUAAUGAAACCUUUGAUUGAUUUAAGUUCAUCAUUGGAUACAUUUAAUCCAAAUUCUGCUGAUCUUUUCAAAAUGACCAAUACUAAUAAUGACUCUGAAAAUUUGUAUGAUUCAAAAAAUGAAAGAUCAAUGAAUAUUCGUGGGAUUUAUUCCAAUAUUAGAGAAUUAAAGGGAAAUAGAAUAAGUGUAGUUAAUCCAGUAGGUACAAUGAAUGGUAUAGGACCUAAUGGUUUAACCAAAAAACAUGAAAUGUUAGUAAGAUCAGCUAUUAAAUAUUGGGUUGAACGCCAUAAACAUAUUGUGAGAUAUGUUAGCAGUAUUGGAGAAGCAUAUGGGUUGGCUCUUCUUAUGCACAUGUUGACCAGUACAAUCACUUUAACCCUUUUGGCAUAUCAGGCAACUAAGAUUGAUAGCUUUGACUUAUAUGCAAUGGCUGUAUUGGGAUAUUUAAUUUACUCACUAGCUCAAGUUUUUGUAUUUUGUACAUAUGGAAAUCAGUUGAUUGAAGAGAGUUCCUCAGUUGUGGAAGCUGCUUACAGUUGUCAAUGGUAUGAUGGUUCAGAAGAGGCUAAAACUUUUGUACAAAUAGUUUGUCAACAAUGUCAAAAAGCUUUAAGCAUAUCAGGAGCCAAAUUUUUUACAGUAUCACUAGAUUUAUUUGCAUCAGUUUUGGGUGCAGUGGUUACAUAUUUCAUGGUUUUAGUUCAACUGAAAUAA